Messenger RNA from Silurus meridionalis, 2743 nucleotides. Its product is annotated as kelch-like protein 33. The transcript has 4 exons. Bases 94 to 2511 code for a protein of 805 amino acids. Lineage: Eukaryota; Metazoa; Chordata; Actinopteri; Siluriformes; Siluridae. The record is from RefSeq and is a predicted model, not a curated record. Gene Ontology annotation, molecular function: protein binding.
GGCACUGUAUAAACAGAUUGCCGAAAACAGAGAGAAAAACUAACGAUACAGACAGGUAUACGUUCGUUGUGGGGCUGCAAUUCAUCAGCAAGUAUGGAGUUUACAAGGCGCUACCUGCCUAUGGAAUGGGAAGAACGGUGGAGAAAAGAGAAGGAGCGAAGGAAAAAAGUGAUAGAUGAAGGAGGGGAAGAGUUUGAAAGGGAGAGCAGGAGACUAACAUGGAUUAGGGCGUACAAUGACAGCAGAAUGGGGAUGAAGGAAAACAAGGUCAAUAAGAACGAGAGAGGGAUUCAGGAAACAGAGAACAAGUGGAAUGACGAGAUAGAGACAAAGAAGUUCACAAAAGAUUCUUACCCAACUGAAAUCUUCAAAGCCAUGGAGAAACUGAGGUGUUGCUCAGUCCUUACUGACCUGAUCCUAAGUGUUGAGCAUGGAUUUGUUGUUCAUGCUCACUCAGUGGUCCUGGCUGCUGUAAGUACCCGCAUCCAACAGAUGCUCCAACAGAGGAACGAAAAGAACGAGAGUGAGAUAUGUCUACAUCUGGGUCCAGAGGUAUGUUAUGUGGGCUUAUCUGCAGUGCUGGAAUUUGCCUACUCUGGAAAGAUAGCUGGUCUGAACAAUAACUCCUUAGCGCAGAUUCAGGCAGCUGCUUUACAUCUGGGAGUUUCAAGGGUUCUAGAGCUCUGCAAAAAAGAAGAAGAGGGGGAGAGUAAGAAAAAUGAAGAGAAGGAAAUGAAAAAAAUGAAUGGCAAAGAACACAGAAAGCUUAACCUUCAGUCCAUUAGGCAGCUGUGGGCAGAGAAGGUGGGCUGUGAUGUGGAGCUGGAAGCUCAAGGAAGAAAAUUUCAUGCACACAGGGUGAUUCUGAGUGCCAGCAGUGACUAUUUCCAUGCAAUGUUCAGCAGUGGUAUGAAGGAGACCCACCAGACCUCAGUGUCCCUGCUAUUAGUAGGGGCACCUGAACUUGAAGCACUUCUUCAUUGCUGCUACAGUGGACAUCUGUUUCUUGACUGGGGAUGCAUUUUUGAGCUCACCAUCGCUGCUCUACAGUUUCAAUUCCAACCAGCACUCUCGCUCUGCCUUAGCUACCUGGAACAGCAAAUGGAUGUCCACAACUGCUUGGAUGUGGCUGCCUUUGCUGAAGCGUACAUGCUUGGUGACUUGUUUGAAACAGCUGAAGACUUCAUCCUCAUGCACUUCCAGGAAGUUAUGGCUACUCCAAUGUUCUUGGAAUUGCCAGCAGAGAAGCUUUUAAACCUUCUAAGACGCGAUGCCUUGUGUGUUCCAUCGGAGCUGUCUGUCUUCCGAGCAGUGGUGGCAUGGAUUGAGGCAGAUCCAGAGCAAAGGCUUUCUCAAGCCCAGGAAGUAAUGACAGGAGUGCGGUUUCCUCUCAUGACCUUCCGAGAGUUUCGAGAGGUCCGAGCCGUUAACCUGCAAAUGGAGUGUCGUGGCAAUGAAGAUGUAUAUCUAUACCACACAGCACUAAAAGAAUUUGGAUUUGGAGACUCCAGCCAAGUAGUUCAGCAUCGUAUACGUUACCCCAAAGAUGUUCUUGUUGUUGUUGGAGGAGAUCAGUUAAAUCCAGACGACGGCCAACGGCUUCCUAGCAAACAGCUGUGGUUUGCUAACUCCAUGCGGAGCGGUACAGGAUUGGUCAAGGAUAUGGAGUGGAGGAUGUUGGGUGAAAUGCCAUCGAGAGCAAGAUUCAGGCAUGGAAUUAGCAUACUAGAUGGGAAACUGUAUGUAGCAGGAGGUUGCCAUUACUAUUCUAAGACAGACACAAUGAAAUCUGCAUACAGGUAUGACCCUAUAAACAACUCAUGGAAGAGACUGUCAGAUAUGCAAGAGCACAGGAGUAACUUUACUAUGGUGGUGAGAGAGGAUAGUCUGUAUGCAAUUGGAGGAGACAAGGACAUCAGCACUAAUUUGGACAGUGUUGAAAAAUACUCAGUGGAAACAGACACAUGGAGCUUGGCACAUUCACUGGACCAGCCUCUGAGUGGCCAUGCAGCUGUUGUUUGGGAAGGAGAGAUUUUUAUCUCAGGAGGUUUUAAUUUAAAGUACCAGUGCCUGGUGUCCAUGUUUCUCUACCAUCCCGAGCGUGGCACGACAUAUCUUUCGGACAUGGCCCAUGAUCGAGCUCAGCACUGCAUGGAAAGCUUGGCCAAGUGCUUCUACGUAGCUGGAGGAGUGUGUAACCUGCGAGAGUUCUACACAGAUCAGUUGUCCUGUGAAAGCUAUGACCCUAGAAGUGAUAUGUGGACUGCAUUUACGCCUCUUCCGCUGUGCCAUGUUGGAGCAGCCUCAGCUGUCCUGGAGGGAAAGUUGUAUGUGUUGGGUGGUUAUUCUCAGGAAGAUUACAGUGAGGCCAGAUUGGUACAUCGCUAUGACCCUGGAAAUAAGAGAUGGGAGAAUAUGGGCAAGAUGGCCGGCCCUGUCACAGACAUUCGGGCUUGUUUACUCCAUUUACCUGUUCAGUUGAGAAGGUCAGAUAGACUGAAAGCUAUGUAAAAGCCAUAUUUAAUCCCACUGACAUUUGUGGUGUUAAAAGGUAUCUUUUUUCAUGAUGUCACCUAUUAUAAAUAUAAUAAGACACCUAGAACUGCUUCCCAAACCUCAGGGAGCCUCCCGAUGUAAGUUUUAUGUAAUGGAGACUAAAAUGAGCUUAGGACAUACUAUAUGGACAAAAGUUCAUUGGCACCUGACCAUAAAAUUCAUAUCAGUUAUACACAUCCCAUUUAAC